This is a messenger RNA of Plodia interpunctella (Indianmeal moth), 1106 nucleotides long. RefSeq lists its product as uncharacterized. The coding region runs from base 323 to 928 and encodes 201 amino acids. The transcript has a single exon. The record is from RefSeq and is a predicted model, not a curated record. NCBI's taxonomy places the organism in Eukaryota, Metazoa, Arthropoda, Insecta, Lepidoptera, Pyralidae.
CACUUUUUUUGAUGUCAAAAAUCAAUUCCUUUUGGUUUUGUUGUGGAUACCAGAAGUAUCUGUAUACCUUAGGGAUACCUUAGAGAAUAGAUCAUAGUAGAUACCUACUACCUUACCUACUGGAUUUUGGAUUGAUCAUAUACAAAAUAUUAAGGAGAAGAACAAAGGAAGAAUAGCAAUAAUUCUGUUUAUUGCAAGGGUUACCUAUAUAGUUGAAUCAACAUUAUUCUCUCAUUUUAUAUAUAAUUAACCCAGUUUAUUUUUUUGGAACAGCGAUUAUUUACUUCACAGAUUCCAUUAUAAUUAUCACAGAAGGGUCUACAUGAGUUUGGACAUAGAAGAGGCUAACGAAACUCAACAAUUGAUGCAGAAUGAAGGGGAAGAAGAAGAGCAGAAAGUGUGCAAUUCAGCUAUUUCACCUGUUACCAGUAACAAGAUGUCCAGUGGAGCGGCAAGUCUAACUUCAGGGAAGCCUCAGGUGCAGCCUAGCUCCGGAAAUAAUAGUUUGAACGAGUCAACUAAAGUCUCAUACAUUAACGAAAGACGGUUGCAUCGGGAUUUAAUGAGAUCUAAUUAUAACAAUAGACCCAAACAUGUUCCUAAAGAAACUACUGAUGUAAAGCACAUGGAAAAAGCAUUAUUGGAGCUUCUGGAAGAUUUUCAUACUGGGAAAUUAAGUGCAUUUGGCACAGGUUGCAGUAUGGAGCAAAUGAUUAAUGUUCGGGAUCAGCAAGAACAUUUAGCUAGAUUACAUUUCAGACUUUGUGCUGAUGUUGAAAAGCCAACAGAUGAUAGUUUUGAAAAUUCUGGUGCAAGAGAUAAAAUGGCUCAACUAGUACAAAGUUUAGAGCAACUGUCAGCGUCUAUUGAACAUCUGCAUUCAGAUGGUACCAUAAAUAUAGAUAAUGGCAGUUCUAAACAAACAUAAAUUUUAAAAAUUGGUAGGUACCAAAUGAAUGUGUUGAUCCCAAUAAAUACAAGAGAUCCCAUAUACAUAGGAUUAGAAAAAGAGAAAUGUAAUAAAAUGUAUUUAUGUAAUUUGUAAUCAAAUGAUAUUUAUUGUUAUUGGUUAAUUUUUUUGAUAUACAAUAUAAGUUCAAGACUUA